Messenger RNA from Aegilops tauschii subsp. strangulata, 2580 nucleotides. Its product is annotated as DEAD-box ATP-dependent RNA helicase 52A. The record is from RefSeq and is a predicted model, not a curated record. NCBI's taxonomy places the organism in Eukaryota, Viridiplantae, Streptophyta, Magnoliopsida, Poales, Poaceae. Gene Ontology annotation, molecular function: nucleic acid binding; ATP binding; RNA helicase activity.
AGUUGAUCCCUCCGCUUCGCCCUUCUCCCCUCCCCUUCUCCGUAGGGUUUAGCGGCGGGAGGAGAGGUCUCCGGAUGGCGUCGUCCGACGAGUGGGGCGACGACGCGGCCGGCGGGGAGUGGACCACCGUCACUCGCUCCGGCCGGCCCAGCCACGCCGGCGCGGCCGGGCGCUCCCCCAACGCCAAGCGGGCCGCUCCCCGGCCCCCCAAGCCGGCCGCGCCGACGGUGGGCGAGGUCGGCGAGGGGCUGGCGGGGCUCGACGUCGACGGCGCGAGCCGGACAGGGAGGCUGGACAAGUACGACAUACCGGUGGAGGUGAGCGGCGACGGCGCGCCCGCGCCGGCGGACGGGUUCGAGCAGGCCGGGCUCGCGGAGGCCGUGCUCCGGAACGUGGCGAGGUGCGGCUACGACAACCCCACGCCGGUGCAGCGCUACUCGAUCCCGAUAGUGCUGUCCGGGAGGGACCUCAUGGCGUGCGCGCAGACCGGGUCCGGGAAGACGGCCGCGUUCUGCCUCCCGGUGGUCAGCGGGCUGGUGUCGGCGGCGGAGGGAGGGCAAGGAGGCGAAGUCGGUCGCGGCGACAGGGAUGCGUACGACUACGACUACCGCCGCGUGGCGAGGCCGCUCGCUCUCGUGCUCGCGCCCACCAGAGAGCUUGCAGCGCAGAUUAAUGAGGAAGCAAAGAAGUUCGCUCACAAAACUGGACUCAAAGUUAAGGUGGCCUAUGGAGGAACUUCAAUGGUUCAACAGCUACGUGAUAUAGAGAAAGGCGCAGAUAUUCUUGUUGCUACACCCGGGCGCCUUGUGGACAUGAUUGAAAGAGGAAAGAUCUCUCUUGAGGCAAUUAAGUACCUGAUAAUGGACGAGGCUGACAGGAUGCUGGAUAUGGGGUUUGAGCCUCAGAUAAGGAAGAUUGUUGAUGGGAUGGGUAUGCCACGAAAGUCGGUGAGACAAACUAUGCUGUUCAGUGCAACCUUCCCACCAGAAAUACAGAGACUGGCUUCAGACUUUUUGUCAAAGUACAUAUUUAUCACUGUUGGGAGAGUGGGUUCAAGUACUGACCUAAUUACGCAGCAAGUUGAGUUUGUCACUCACGAUGAGAAAAGAACCUACCUGAUAGAUCUCUUACAGAAACAAUCUUUCACUUCAUCUGAUGGCAAGCCUCAGCAGCCUCUAACAUUGGUUUUUGUGGAGACAAAACGAGAAGCUGAUUCAUUGAGGUAUUGGCUAUACAACAAAGGUUUCCCUGCAACAGCGAUCCAUGGUGACAGAACACAAGAGGAGAGGGAAAGCGCACUGAGAUCUUUCAAGUCUGGCUUGACCCCGGUCAUGGUCGCCACUGAUGUAGUCGCGCGAGGCCUGGAUGUCCCAAAUGUUGCUCAUGUCAUCAACUAUGAUCUUCCCAAGAGCAUAGAGGAUUACGUCCACAGGAUUGGAAGAACUGGGAGAGCUGGAAAUGCUGGGAGUGCCACAGCCUUCUUCACUGAAUCCAACCACCCCAUAGCAAAGGGAUUACUGGAACUGAUGACCGAGGCAAAACAGAAUGUUCCUACCUGGCUAGAGGACUACGCAGGGAAGCCAUUCUAUGGAGGGUCAAGCUUCGGCGGAAGAGGCCGAAGGUCCAAUGGCGAUGGUGGCAGCAGCUUUGGUGGCAGAGAUUAUCGCGGCGGCGGUGACUAUUCUGGCUACUCUGGCGGUGCUGGCGGUGGCAGGAGCUACUCUGGCGGCAGUGGCGACCGCGGUGACCGCUACUCCGGCGGCGGCGGUGGUGACCGCUACUCCGGCGGCGGCACUGGUGACCGCUACUCCGGUGGCGGCGGCGGUGGUGACCGCUACUCCGGUGGCGGCGGCGGUGGUGACCGCUAUUCCGGUGGCGGUGGCAGGAGCUACUCUGCUGGUGGAGGUGGUGACCGCUACUCCAGUGGCGGCGGCGGUGAUCGCUACUCCGGUGGUGGUGGUGGUGAUCGCUACUCUGGUGGUGGUGGUGAUCGCUACUCCGGUGGUGGUUGGAAGAGCUACUCUGGUGGCGGUGGUGGUGACCGCUAUUCUGGUGGUGGUGGUGACCGCUACUCCGGUGGUGGUGGCGGUGACAGCUACUCCAGCGGCGGUGGUGGAAAGAGCUACUCUGGUGGCGGUGGUGGUGGCAGAUACUCCAGUGGCGGGGGCUCCUCUAGGGAAAGUGAUCCACCUCCACGCUACUACCCUUCCUACCCCAUGGGCACGUCAAACAUCAGCGCCUCUGGCUGGGACUAGCCGCGUAGCACCCUCACUUCUCGGUGGUGCACAUACCGUAUAUAUUACUGCUACUAGCUAAAUUAUGUAACGGAACCAAGUAGCGCGUGGCACACCUGAUCUGAGCUGGGUGCCUGCUCGUCCUUUUUGCCUUGUCGAUGGCUGUGUUAUGGUGCCCUCACUGGGGUAGGUUGCAAAUGUUUUGCUGGGAAAAUGGGGAUUUCACAUGGAUGUGGUGGUGAUGAUGAGACUCCACUUGGUGCUUAGACGUUAAAACUUGUUGGCUAUAUUAUCUUUUAAGAUCGACCUUGCUAUAUGUUUUGCAAAUGGAGUUUUGUUGGGCUGA